AUAGAUUAUGAGAUAAUGGAUGGUUUACCAAUAAAGUCGGGCUUUACCAUGACCAGUCCCAUUGCGCUUUUUUAUCAACAAAAUGAUGGUACUCUUAUACCGAUCGCUAUCCAACUAUUUCAGAAGCCAGGUGUCGAUAACCCUGUGUUUCUGCCGAGUGAUCCUGAAUAUACAUGGAUUCUAGCUAAGAUGUGGUUCAACGUCGCAGAUGCCAACUAUCACGAAUCCGUCACACAUCUUGGAUUUACUCAUUUGAAGAUGGAAGGAGUCGUUGCGAUAACACACAGGCAAAUGUACAAAACACAUCCGAUCUAUAAGCUACUGAUGCCCCAUUUCCUUUACCUUAUUGGCAUAAACUGGACGGGAAUUCCAUUGCUACUAGGCAAGAACGGAUAUAUUGUAGAGCUGCUGAAUAUUGGAAGAGAUGGAGCGACUGAACUGAUCAAGCGGAAAAAUAAAAGCUGGCGAUUGGAUGUUGACGGUACACUGCCGAAUGACAUAAAAGAACGCGGUUUAGAUGGCUCUUCUUGUUUGCCCGAUUUUUACUACCGAGACGAUGCGAUGGAGAUUUACAACGCAAUUUUAAAAUAUGUACAGAAAUACAUUAAUCUUUACUACGCCUCGGAUAAGGAAGUUCUGAAUGACGAAGAGCUUCAGCAAUGGAGGAAGGAAAUGGUUGCUCCAGUUGAUGAACAAGGUCUUGGUAUGCUCGGUGUAUUUGGAAAAGAUGACAAAUUUACUGAGAAAAAUCAAGUUUGCCUUACAUUGACAAGCAUCAUUUUUACGUGCAGUGCUAAACACGCAGCUGUCAACUUCCGGCAGUAUGAGGAAUACGCCUUCCCACCAAAUUUUCCGAUAACCUUACGGGGAAUUCCACCAAAAACAAAAGACAAACUGAAAGAGGAGAAUCUUAUGCAACAUCUUCCACAAAAAGUAACAACGUACGACAUGCUGGUCAUAACAGACACACUGAGCACUGACAACACGCAUGCGCUAGGGAACUUUGAAGUUCAGUAUAUAACUGAUGUCAAAGCGCUUAAGAUUCUUGAUGAGUUCAAAGCAGACCUUGCAAAAAUAGCGCAGGUAAACAAAGAGAAAAACAAUAAGGACAGAAAAAUUGAAAAGUACUGGGCUCUUAAUCCAAAGCGUGUCCCAAAUUCUAUUGCUAUUUAGUUGCUAUAAAGUAGCAUGCAAAUAUUCUAGGAAAAAUAUUAAUUAGAACUAUUAUAACCAUGUGAAUUAUUGCUAGUACAAAUGUACAUGUAUUUUGUCAUAACUGAGCACACAUGGACAGAAUGAUUCAAACUACUAGUAUUACAUUAGUUGUGUGAAACUUGAAACUUUGAAUAUAUCCUUGAAGUUUGUUCUAAACGAUAAUAUAUUGGGUUUUUUUUUUGGUUUUGGGUUUGGUGUUGUUGUUGUUGUUGUUGUUGAUGGAGAAUCACAAAUUGUCAAUUAAUUUAGAGAAACGGGAUUGACACUUUAACUUGAAAUGAAGGGACAUUUUGCCCAUCCAAGUUUAAUGGUCCGUGAAUAACUUGACAUAUUGCCAUAAUUGGGUUUAACUUUAUUAGUCCCCUACCGGUUUAACCGGAGGGGACUUUAGGAUUACCCUCCGUCCGUCUGUCUGUCUGUCCGUCUGUCUGUCUGUCUGUCUGUCUGUCAGUCCGUCACUCC
Molecule: messenger RNA, 1677 nt
Organism: Ruditapes philippinarum (Manila clam)
Lineage: Eukaryota; Metazoa; Mollusca; Bivalvia; Venerida; Veneridae
Product: allene oxide synthase-lipoxygenase protein-like
Exons: 1
Coding region: 16-1173 (385 amino acids)
Biological process (GO): lipid oxidation
Molecular function (GO): oxidoreductase activity, acting on single donors with incorporation of molecular oxygen, incorporation of two atoms of oxygen; metal ion binding
Source: RefSeq, a predicted model, not a curated record